This is a messenger RNA of Macadamia integrifolia, 3132 nucleotides long. Its product is annotated as myb family transcription factor PHL5-like. Lineage: Eukaryota; Viridiplantae; Streptophyta; Magnoliopsida; Proteales; Proteaceae. The coding region runs from base 1637 to 2917 and encodes 426 amino acids. The transcript has 7 exons. Gene Ontology annotation, molecular function: DNA-binding transcription factor activity; DNA binding. The record is from RefSeq and is a predicted model, not a curated record.
UUCAACUUCAAGAGCAUGGCCAAGGGAAAGGAGGUUGUGGGACCGUACCAUAUUGUUUGGAUUUGUAAGAGUAGGUGACCACAGCCCUAGUAGUGCCCAGUAGGCUGGGCAAUCUCCACCCGGACCCCCACCCCAUUUUGGCGAACAGCCAUGUUCAGAUUGGUGCGCUUCCAUGCUGCUUGCUCAGUCUCCGGGGUAAAAAAACAUAGGUGUAAUCGUUAACAACACAUUUCUCCAACAUUCCAACCGCAGCAGCUUGGGGAAUUUGAUCCUCAAGAGCGUGACAGACAGAGAGGUAGAGUGAGUUUUUAGUGCUAAAGGCGGAAUUUCUGUGCUUUUUGACCACUGCUGCCUCUAAAUCCUCCUGGGAUAUUCUUUUCUCAUCAAACCCAUAAAGGAAUCGGCCUUUUUCCUACCAAAUUCCUAAUAUCACAUUUUAUUCGUAUAGAGCCUUCACUUGGAAUAACAUCUGUGACUAUACAUGUACUAUUAGAAUAACAGUGAUACUUUCUUUAUCAUCAGAAAUGGAAAAAUGGGCGCUCAAAGAUUCCCAAAAACAAUCAAAACAGUGAAAUAUUUAUAGAGGUAGGACUCUCUCUUUCUCUCUCUCUCUCUUCUAAUAUUUAUCUGUAUUUGUAAUUUACAGAGUACCCAGAUAAGCAAAGGAAACCCCACCCUCUGUUUUACUUUGUUUGUGGAAUUGGUUCUGCAUUUAUUUUAUAUUGUUGUUUUUUUUUUUUUCUUUACACAAGUUCUUCUGUGGUCUGUUUUUUUAUUGGUAGAUUCACAUUUUAAUGUAAAAAUAUUAAAUUUUAAGGAAGUGAAGGCAGCCAGAGGCCAUGAUCUUUUCUUUUCUAUUGGAAAUGAGCAAAAUGUGUUUGUUUUUUUGCCUCACAAUGUAUUUGUGUUUUUGACUCUAUUACUUUUCAUCCCUAUCCAUUUUAGGAAUAAUUAAGGCUUGUUGGGGGUUGUGAAUUUAUGCCAGUAUCUUACACAUCAAAAUUGUUUAGCUUCUGAUACCAAUAGCAGAAAAUUCCAAAUUUCCAAUAAAAAAAGUGAAAAUGCUUCACUUUAGGAAUUGUUUAAGUUCUAGAUUUAAAAAUUGACCUCCUUUUUAUAGUUAGGAUUCAAUGUCUCACAGUACACAUUCCAAUUUUAUCAUCAUAGAAUGAGCAGAUGUCUGUUUGUUAAUAUACAUUAAUUAAUUAUUUGUUUAUAUAUUAUAUUUUGAUGGAGUUUUGACAUAUUUUUAAUUUAUUUUGGGCUUUGGGUAUAUCGAGUUGUUGUUCAUCUCUGUCCAUCUUAGGAAUAAUAUAGAAGGUUGAUGAGAUUAUGCAUUCAAAUUGGUAUCGUAUGUUAGAAGUCUUGUAGAAUAUGAGAAAGAAACAAUAUCUCCAAAUAAACUUUUAAAUUCUAAGUAGGAUGUUUAUCCCCCUUUCUGUUUCAUCCUUUUUUCUGAUUUUACGCGUUGUUGCCGUGGUUCUUCAUCUGAGGGAACUCACCAAAAACCGAACAAACUUUCAUAUUGUUCUGCUGUCGAUUAAGAUAAAAGACAAUAAGGUGCUAGUGAAGUAGUUUCUCCAGUGCUUUGUAGUUUUUCUCUUUCAUAGAUAUAGAAAAGUCUGACUUCGUGUAAAUGAACACUCAUAAGAUUGAGUGGCAAGAACCAAGCAAUGGAUGUUUGAGUGAUUAUUCCUUUGAAUUAUCUGAUUGCUCCUCUGGAAGUUUUGGUUCUCGGCAGUCUUGGAACAUGGGAGUUUGUUUCCAAUUUCCAUCAUCAGCUAUGGGAGGAGGAUCUCUACUGGAAAACCACAGGACAGCUAAUCCUGCUGGUACAAUUUCAAGUCAUUUUGGAUCAACAACCUCUACUUUUUAUACAGCUGAAGACUACAUAGGUUUUCCACAGUGCCAGUAUCAAGUUGACAAACUCCCGUGGAGCCUCCAGCUUCACAAGAAUUGUGAUCUAGCAAUUCCAUCGUUACAGCCUUAUGAGGAUCCCCUCUCUAUUAACUCAGCAAAGCAUGAUGAUAUUGACCUUCAAUCAAGGGAUACCUUGCAAUCCGUCGUGAAACUUCCAUUGCAUAGCAAUCAGAAAUCUGUAUUUUGUGAUGAAUCCAAUAGAAUCUCCUCAAGAAAUUUGCCUGGGAGUGACCACCUCCCUCUUCUGCAAAAUAAGUUGGCUGGUGAGGAAGCUACCUUGGACAGUGGUCACCUCUCAUACCCUAUCCAAAGAAGUCAGAUCCCUAGAGUUGGUUGUAAUCCAUUCACCCCUCCACUAGCACAACCAAGCUUCCCUACUCAGCCAGACAAGCAAUCUCCAAGACCUACUUCAGGGGGUAUUUCUUUUACUUCUGGCAGUCCUGUUUCAUUUGGAGCAGCAGCCUCAAGUAAAACACGGAUUAGAUGGACUCCAGAUCUUCAUGAGCGGUUUGUUGAAUCUGUGAAUCGUCUUGGAGGUGCAGAGAAGGCAACUCCAAAGGGAAUCCUGAGGUUGAUGGGCUCUGCAGGAUUGACCAUCUUCCAUGUGAAAAGCCAUUUGCAGAAAUAUCGAACUGCCAAGUACAUGCCAGAAUCUGCAGAAGGAAAAUCUGACCGGAAAACAUGUUUGAACAACAUAGCUCAGAUUGACGUCAAAACUGGCAUGCAAAUCACGGAAGCACUGCAACUCCAACUAGAUGUACAGAGGCAUCUCCAUGAGCAAUUAGAGAUUCAGAGAAAUCUACAAGUGCGGAUUGAAGAACAAGGAAGACAACUCAAAAUGAUGUUUGAAGAGCAGCAGAAAACAAACAGCAGCCAUUUCCAGACUGAGAAUCUGGAUAACUUGUUCAGUGAAAACUUAAAUAAUCUUGAGGAUAUUCAGCUAUCUACUAUAGGAGAACAAUCUGAGAGUACCCACUUCCACUCCGUAAUAAAUUAAUUGGCUUCUGGUGCUGCAUUCUUUGAUCUUUAACUUUGUAAUUAGGGCCUAGAAUAGUUCAGUAGCAAAGCUGAACCAGUCCAACUCCACUGUAACUCAUAGAACACAAAUUUACUUGGUGAUUUAUUACAGCUAGCCAAUGUUCCUGGGAGAUGUAUUUUCUUUUGAACAGAAUUUUCCUUCACUUGUAGUGAAAGAGGAAACUCUUGAGUCAA